AUGAUGGACCCCAAGCAGGAUGCAUGCGCUGCUCAGAGCAGCCCUGGCGACGCCCCGUUGCAGCAGCAUCACGAGCAGCAGCAGCAACAGCAACAGCAGCAGCAGCAGCAGCAGCAGCAGCAGCAGCAGCAGCAGCAACUACCAUCCGCGGAGCAGCAGCAGCAGCAGCAGCAGCAGCAGCAAAAGCACCACCAGCAGCAGCAACAGCAAGACUUCUAA
Eimeria mitis is the source of this 219-nucleotide messenger RNA. RefSeq lists its product as uncharacterized. The transcript is spliced from 2 exons. Bases 1 to 219 code for a protein of 72 amino acids. The record is from RefSeq and is a predicted model, not a curated record. NCBI's taxonomy places the organism in Eukaryota, Apicomplexa, Conoidasida, Eucoccidiorida, Eimeriidae.